AUGUCAGAUGACGUCAAUAACUCAGCAACUUCUUCAAAUGUUCACUUCGAUGACACCCCUUUCGAAGACGUUUUUGACAUAGAAACCGAACUUGGAAGUGGUCAAUUCGCAGUGGUCCGUCGGGUGAAAGAUCGUAAAACCGGUGAACGAUAUGCAGCAAAAUUUAUCAAAAAGAGGAGAUAUGCGACUUCUCGAAGAGGAGUCACAAGGCAGAAUAUUGAAAGAGAAGUACGAGUUCUUCAGAAGAUAAGAGGACAUUCAAAUGUUGUUGAAUUACAUGCAGUUUAUGAAACAGCAAGCGAUGUCAUUAUUGUUCUGGAAUUAGUGUCCGGUGGUGAACUAUUCGAUCACGUAUGUGCCAAAGAAUGCCUUGAUGAAGUGGAAGCAGCUGCAUUCAUCAAACAGAUUCUACUGGCAGUACGACACCUUCACUCUCUUCAUGUUGUCCAUUUGGAUAUAAAACCAGAGAACGUCAUGUUGAAACAGAGAGGAGAAUCACAUAUCAAGAUUAUUGACUUCGGGUUAUCAAGAGAAAUUGAACCAGGUGCAACUGUGAAAGAUAUGGUUGGAACUCCUGAAUUCGUUGCUCCAGAAGUCGUCAAUUAUGAACCAUUGUCACCGGCGACUGAUAUGUGGGCUGUUGGAGUUGUCACCUAUAUUUUGUUAUCCGGUGGCUCUCCAUUCCUUGGUGACAAUCGGGACGAGACCUUUUCCAAUAUCACUCGAGUACGGUAUCAUUUCUCCGAUCGAUACUUUAAGAACACGUCCAAACAUGCAAAAGAUUUCAUUUCUCGGCUUUUCGUAAGAGAUGUAGAUCAACGAGCUACAGUAGAAGAAUGUCUUCAACAUCCAUGGAUUCGUGGACCAGAAGGAAAUGCAAUUGAUAUCAGAAAAGCAUCCUGUAUCACAAUAUCUCAUAUACAAUCCUUUAAAACAAGACAAAGAUGGAAAAGAUGUGUUGAAUUAGUUAUGGUUCUUCUGAAGGCGUCAAAAACUUCCAGAAGGAUUGGAGAUGGACGGUUUGACCCAGAAGAUCUCGUGGCUAGUUGCACAUUGAUUUGUGCAGAAGAAGGCAAUCUUCGAGCCCUUCACAAACUCUCAGCUCUUCAUAAACUCCUUCCAAAUGCUGUGAGAAGAUCUAAAUCUAAUGCAAAUUCUUCAUCGGAACCAAUUGGAACAACUGCAAUGCAUUGUGCAGCGAAAUACGGUCAUGCUGAAGUAUUCAAUUAUCUUCACAUGAAAGGAGGAAACAUAUGUGCAAGAGACGAUAAUUGGGAUACUCCACUCCACGUGGCAUGCCGAUUCGCUCAGCACACUGUAGCUGGAUACGUGGCAAAUGAGAAAGUAGACGUGGAUUCAACAAAUAAAAAGGGAGAAACUGCAUUACAUUGUGCAGUAGAAUCCGCAGACACCAGAGUUGUUCGCCUGUUAUUAUCAUUGAGACCCAGGCUUGAUUUACCCAAUUCUGUUGGAGAUACGGUACUCCAUUUGGCUGCAGACAGUAUCAACCCCCGUAUUGUGCCGCUUCUUGUCUGUCUCUCCCCACCUCUACAUCUCCGAAAUAUUAUAUUUCUAGGACUCCAUCCUCUACUUAUGUACCGUGAAAUGAGUGCAAGAGAGAGCUCUCGUAGUCAGAAUCCAACUGAAACAGCUCUGAAAGAAUUUGUGGAGAGUAACGGGUUACCAGAGAAAGAUAAUAGAUUUCCAUCGGAUUCCGAAGAAGAAGAUGAUUCAGAAGAAGAGGAGAAAGAAACAGAGAAGUCAUGCACACGUGAAUUCAAGAAAUUGAGUGUAGUUCAAAGCAGUUCGAAUACUCAAACGGAUCCAUCAAGUUUCGAUAAUGAUGAUAAUUACGAAGACGACGAAGAUGAUGAUGAAUACCAAUCAGACACUGAUAAUACAAUUGUUGUAAUGCCUGGAUCUGUUCUCUCCUCAUAUCUUUCUGACCCUCUGACUAAUCCAUCUGCCAGUUAUCUUUUUGAAAGUCCCCGACCAAGAGCCGCUGAUUUUGUCUAUCCGGGACAAGAUCGAUACUCAAGACUUGGAAGUGUCCCAGCAUAUUCAUCAACUACAGCUUUCAUUCAGUUGCUAAACGACAUUUCCGAACAGCAUCCGGAUUUGUGCGAGUGUGCGCGAGAAGAAACUCCACUACAUGUGGCAGCUGCUCGCGGACACGUGGAUUGUGUUCAGUCACUUUUAGAUGCAAAUUCACCGCUUGAUGCAGUUGAACAAGAUGGAAAGACUGCGCUGAUAAUUGCAUUGGAGAAUGGAAGUGUAGAUAUUGCGAGCAUUUUAAUAACAAAUGGAUGCGAUAUCAAUCACGCAGAUAAUCAUGGCGAUACAGCUCUUCACGUUGCCGCCAAACACGGUCUCCUUCAAGCAGUUCAAACACUUUGUCAUUGUGCUGUUCAUGUUGACGCAGUCAAUGCAAACCAGAAGACGGCACUUCAUUUAGCAGCUCAUUAUGGACACGUGGACAUCAUCAGAAUUCUGCUUCUAGCUCGUGCAGAUGUAACCUUGAGAGGAGAUGAUGGUCUGACUGCUGAAUUGGUGGCAGUUGCUGCAGAGAGAUUAGAAGCUCACUCAUUGCUGAAAAUGGUGAAAUCGCAGGAAACCCGCGAAGAAUACAUUUCUCAACUGUAUCCAUUGGACUCUUCUCUUCGAAGAAUCAAACUGAAACUACUCGGACACUCACUUUCUGGAAAGACUCGUCUUGUUCAAACACUUCACUCUUCACGCGGAAUUUCUUCUUUCCUUGAAUCAGUAUCUCGUCGAAUAAGUGAUCAUUACAGUCCGUCGAAUUCAAUGAAAGAUGAUGGAAUACAUUCUGCAAACGGAUCUUUUGUGAAUGAAUCCAACAACAAUUCAUCGUUUGAAUUAUCGAAUUCGAUCAGUAACAAAUACGCGCCACCUCAUUCCCAAUACACGCGAGGAAUCGAUGUUCAAACUGUGAAUAUCAAUGGAUGUGGAGAGUUUUCAGUUUGGGAAUUCGGUGGAUAUGAACCAAUGCAUACGUGUUAUGAUCACUUUGUUGGAAACUCUGAUUGUAUUCAUUUGAUCUUGUAUCGGGCAGACGACGCAACUGAAGAUCAAUACAAACAAAUUCUCUAUUGGAUGAACUUCUUGAAAGGAAGAGUGACUCCAUUCGAACCAAUUGGUCACUGUGGAUUCUCUUCUCGCCGUUCAAAAGUGAUUAUCGUCGGAACUCAUGCCACGUCAACGUUAUUCCCUCAGAAGAAUCAAGAUGGAGAAUACAUUUCAUCUGAUAUCGAAGCGAUGUUGAAUACAGUACGCCUUCGCUUCGAGACGCACUUCGAUAUGGAUCACCGGUUAAUUCUUUUGGAUGCAACAAACCCAUCUUGCAUUGGAAUGAAAACUUUGAAGAUGGAAUUGGCAAAAAGUAGAACUAAUAUUCUGGCAAAACUUUUGAAACCACUGGCAAUUCUUGAUACUGUAGUGUCACAUUUGAAUUUGGUUCGAAAGAAACAUGGAAACUUCCCAGUUAUCACUUGGCCAGAUUUCAUUCAAUUGGUCAGAAACGAGAUAAAUCCGUUGACUGGAGAUGCUCAUUGUCGACAGAUUGUACAGCAAUUGCAGUUAAUUGGAGAGCUCGUGUAUCUUCGAAACGAUAUUUCUGAUUCUGAUUACGUCGUAUUGAAUCCUGAAUGGUUUGGAACUCAUAUUCUUGGUCAACUUCUGAGUGCAGAAUUUCUUUCGAAAGCCAGUCCGAACGGCUCAUACCACACAAGCUCUCUCGCCAAAAUCUUCCCAGAAAUCCCAGAACAAUCAGAGUUGAUGGCAAUACUUGAAGUUCUUCAACUCUGUGCUCCAGAUGCCAGAACUGGUGCUCACGAAUUCCCAGUUUUCAUUCAAACAGAAGCACCUGCUUCCAUUUGGAGACCGGAUCCUUUGAAAGAAAAAGAAGAAGAUACGGUAUAUGGAGGAGUGAGAAUUCUUCCGAUGAGGGGAAUGGAAAGAAGCCUUCACAGUACAUUCCCAAGGAUUCAAGUGGCUUUGAGAAGGAGUAUUAAUGUUUAUCAGACAGCGAAAGACACCCAACUUUAUCAGUGGUCUGAAUGUUCUAAACUCGUGUCUCAAGAUCGGGAAGCCGUUAUCCGAAUGGUUGGAGACGCCGUUGAAAUUCGUGCGCGUGGAUCUUCGAAAACUGCUACACCAAUGUUCUAUUUCAUGGAAGAUCUCAUCACAUUAGUAGAGCAAUCAGCUGUUGAAGUUGGCCCUGGAAUAAGCCUCGAACGACAUUUCAUAAGCCCAAAACAUCUUAAAGAACAUCGCGAAAAUCCAGCACUAUUCCCACCGGAAGCAAUGAUGGAAAUGCAACAAAGAGAAUCACUUUCUGUAAAAGGAACCCAAGACGAAGAAGAAUUAUUCACCGAUGUUGUCUGUUUUGGUUCGUGUGACGUCGCACGUCAUCUGACUCUUGGAAUAGAUGUGGGCGUGGCUGACCUGCAAAUGGCGAGUCGUUGUGAACUUGCUUGUCUUUUGGAUCCACCACAUGCAAUGGGUAGAGACUGGUCGAUUCUGGCGGUCAAGCUUCAGUUGACUGAUCAGGUGCCAGAUGUCGAUUCAACCGGUCAAUCCCUAUCAAGAACCGAUCAAUUGCUCAACGAGUGGGCUAUCCACCAUCCGGAGCAAGCCAGUGUCGGAAAUCUUUGUCGAAUUCUCGUGGAACUGGGUCGUUGUGAUGCACGAGAUGCACUCUAUCGGACAGUUCCACUCUAUGUUUUUGCACCACUCGAAGAACAAUUUUUCCUGGAAACGAAUGAUAGUGGAGUCGUCUCUUCAUGUCAUAGUUCCAGUGAACAUAAUCCAAUCAACAUUUAA
Caenorhabditis remanei is the source of this 4842-nucleotide messenger RNA. RefSeq lists its product as uncharacterized. Gene Ontology annotation, cellular component: nucleus. Bases 1 to 4842 code for a protein of 1613 amino acids. NCBI's taxonomy places the organism in Eukaryota, Metazoa, Nematoda, Chromadorea, Rhabditida, Rhabditidae. The transcript is spliced from 13 exons. The record is from RefSeq and is a predicted model, not a curated record. Gene Ontology annotation, molecular function: ATP binding; protein binding; protein serine/threonine kinase activity. Gene Ontology annotation, biological process: positive regulation of apoptotic process; protein phosphorylation; intracellular signal transduction.